Molecule: messenger RNA, 1092 nt
Organism: Podospora pseudocomata
Lineage: Eukaryota; Fungi; Ascomycota; Sordariomycetes; Sordariales; Podosporaceae
Exons: 4
Coding region: 1-1092 (363 amino acids)
Source: RefSeq, a predicted model, not a curated record
AUGGCUAUCACACCUUGCGUAUCUGUUUUGCGUGAUCCAAGACAGUUGGGGGGACCUUGGCCCGCGAGUAGGAGAGAGUUUUGGGUGCCUGACCAGGUGCCUGCGCGUUUGCCAAUCGAGCACAACGUGUGUAUCAAGGGGAUUGAACGCGUGACGACGGAGUCGAACGCACCUUCCAACAGAGUCGAAUGUACCUCUAAAAAACAAACAAGCAAACCUACUCCUCUUCUGUUUUUGUCUCCAUCCACUUUAUAUCGCGAGCAUACCAUCCACAAUGAUGAUGAAGAACAAUUGAGGAAUUUUCGAGAGAACCCCAUCGGAAACAGCCUUGAUGGCUUCCAUGAUGAUGUCAAAAACAAUGUCCGGAAGGGGUUGACCUUCGGGCGGAAUGCAUGGUUACCACCAAAUCGGGUACACCGGCGCCUCAUCCUUUCCAAGUAUGGGAUUUCUAUCGAAUACGGAGCAUCUUCAAAGCUGGCAUGUACCGCCUGGCCGACUUUGCGGAAGAAAGCCGGCAUCCUUCACCGAGAUAUAUCUCUGGGUAAUCUCAAGGUGAGCAAGGAAGAUGAUCGCGGGUUUUUGAUCGACUUGGAUCACGCCGUCAAGGAGGUACAUCUUCAAGGCUCCGAGCGAAUGGUUGGCAUACUGACUUUUAUGGCCAACGGGGCACUCGAGGGUAAGCGGCACUGGUUCAUGCACGACCUUGAGUCAUUCUUUUGGGUGUUGUUCUGGAUUCGCAUCCACCACGGAGGAAUGGGCGAAGAUUUAAGCCACGAUCUCCGGGAUCUCUACAAGUGGUGGCACUACGAGAGCGCGAGCUGGGUGGCAAACGUCAAGCUUGGACUUGUGGCCUUGGAGGAGAGGUUUACGAGAAAAGUCAACGAGCAAAUCGGGCCACGCCAUGCUUCGCUUGCCCCGGCGCUAAAUGAGCUGCAACAAGUGGUAUUUUUUGAAGACGAAGAACAGAGAUUGUUGCGGGGCCGGGAAGACGAGAACCUCUAUGCGUUGAUGAAGGAGAUUCUGAGGCGGGAUAGGGGGGAUGUUAUUAUCGAGGACGCUGCAAAGGAUGGUGAAAAGGUUUUGGUUAGAUGA